CCAUAAGAGAGAACCAGACAUGGAAAUGGAUCAAUACAACACAUUUUAAUAUUUCUCAAACUUUUUUUUUCUUUUUUUCUUUCUUACGUGAAAAUGGGAAUCUGUUGUGUUGGGCUUCAAUUUUCUUCUCAACAUUCGCCCUGUUUCGUUCUGAAGAGUCCUAAAUCAUCGUCACCCAUUGGUAGAAGGAAGUUCUUGCUAUCCUCUCAACUUCUUCCUAAUCCGUUCCUCCAAAUUCUUGGCACAGACCACUCUUUUCUCCACUAUAACAUCUCAAGCUCCCGCUCAGUGAGGUUUCCAGCAAAACCCAUUUCUUCGGAGGCUUGGGAUUUUGGCAGGUUUUUGAGAACACUCUACUUUUUCAACGUACCACCAUCUCCUGCCAAGUUCUUCGAGUCUCUGAUUGCUAAACUGUCGGGUCCAUCACCAAGCAAACCCGUCGAAGAAAUGGAAACUUCUGGGUUCAUUCUCGUGGCUGGAGCAACGGGUGGGGUCGGUAGAAGGGUGGUUGAUAUCCUGAGGGAAAAGGGGUUGCCAGUCCGAGCUUUGGUCAGAAAUGAAGAGAAGGCAAGGAAGAUGCUAGGCCCUGACAUUGACUUGAUUGUUGGGGAUGUUACAAAGGGGAGCACUUUGGCACCUGAGAACUUUAAGGGAGUGAGGAAAGUUAUUAAUGCUGUCUCCGUCAUUGUUGGGCCAAAGGAAGGAGACACUCCAGACAGGGCAAAGUAUAGCCAAGGGAUCAAGUUCUUUGAACCUGAGAUCAAAGGUGAUUCGCCAGAAAUGGUGGAAUUUAUUGGAAUGAAAAAUUUGAUCAAUGCUGUGAAGAAAAGUGUUGGACUUCGAAAUGGAAGGUUACUUUUUGGAUUUGAAGGAAACAAUCUCAAAGAAAUUCCUUGGGGUGCUUUAGAUGAUGUGGUGAUGGGUGGAGUGAGUGAAAGUUCGUUUCAAAUUGACUUGAAAGGUGGCGAAAAUGGAGGACCAACUGGAGUAUUUAAAGGUGUUGUUUCAACUGCAAACAAUGGUGGCUUUACUAGUGUCCGGACAAGGAAUUUUUCUGUACCAGAAGAUCUAUCUGCUUAUGAUGGAUUGGAGUUGCGUCUCAAAGGAGAUGGUCGUCGGUAUAAGCUGAUUGUGCGUACCAGCACAGAUUGGGAUACUGUUGGUUAUACAGCCGGCUUUGACACUGCAAAAGGCCAAUGGCAGUCAAUUCGUGUGCCAUUUUCCUCUUUGAGGCCAAUAUUUCGAGCUCGAACUGUCACAGAUGCCCCACCUUUUGACCCUAGAAAUAUUAUAUCACUUCAGCUCAUGUUUAGCAAGUUCGAGUAUGAUGGGAAACUCAAUCCAACUUUUGUGGAAGGUGCAUUUCAACUUCCAUUAUCAUGUAUACGGGCGUAUAUAAAGGAUCCUAUAACUCCCAGGUUUGUCCAUGUGAGUUCUGCUGGAGUUACGCGACCCGAUAGGCCUGGGCUUGAUCUCAGCAAACAACCUCCUGCCGUCCGCUUGAAUAAAGAAUUGGAUUUUAUUCUUACAUUCAAAUCGAAGGGAGAGGACUUAAUUCGGGAAAGCGGAAUCCCAUAUGCAAUUGUUAGACCUUGUGCGUUAACUGAAGAACCUGCUGGUGCAGAUCUCAUUUUUGAUCAAGGAGAUAAUAUUACGGGUAAGAUAUCGAGGGAAGAGAUCGCUCGUAUCUGCAUCGCUACUUUGGAAAGUCCAUAUGCAUGUGACAAAACGUUUGAGGUUAAAAGUGUGAUUCCAUUUAGUGAGCCAUUCACUGUGGACCCUGAGAACCCACCCCCAGAAAAAGACUAUAAUAUUUACUUCAAAACCUUGAAGGAUGGCAUUACUGGGAAAGAACUCCUUGAGCAAACUCCUGCUCCAGUUUGAUUCCUUUUUGAAACGUAUUCUACAGAAAGCAUUGUUGGGUUCAUUUUUGGUAGACCAGAUUUGGUAGGGACUUUAAAAGAAAAGCUAAAUGUAUGUAUGAUCUUUUCUGCAACUUUACUGAUUAGAGGUCACAGUAUUUGUGUAUGACAGCAAACUGUCCACUGUUAAACAAGGUGCAUGGAAUUUUAUAGAUUGCACCUCUUCUGUAAGAUUGUUGUCUUUUAUGAGUAACCUUAGAUAAAAUUUUAUUUAAAAAACUUCAA
Momordica charantia (bitter melon) is the source of this 2147-nucleotide messenger RNA. RefSeq names its product NAD(P)-binding Rossmann-fold superfamily protein. NCBI's taxonomy places the organism in Eukaryota, Viridiplantae, Streptophyta, Magnoliopsida, Cucurbitales, Cucurbitaceae. The record is from RefSeq and is a predicted model, not a curated record.